AAACCGAUGAAGCUGUCUCCACGCUAAAAUUUAGGCACAUUCCAGAAGCCUAGCUUUCCAAUCGCCAUUCUCUCACAGUUCAAUUGAACAAACAAGCCAUGGCGGGUGGGAAUUUCAUGCACAGAGUCUUAUCCUAUGUUGUGAAUGAGCUUGUCGUAAAUAGUCUUGCUAACAGUCCUGCAUUCCAGAGGUUUGCAGUGAGGACAUCAAGGAGGAUUGAUGAUAUUUCAAACACGGCGGCUAAGAAAAAGAAAGAACUUGCCGAGCAGGUGAAAGACCUUUCCAAGAAUUUCGAGUCUUUUAAGAACCAGCAGUAGUGCGGAAGUGGGUUUUCAGCUGUAUGUUGCUGUUUCAAGAUUCUUUCUCUCUUCAUUUCAUGGAUGUUAGUUCCUGGCAUCUAUGACGACAUAGCAUAAUUAGGAUGACGGUGAUACCUGGGUGAUCUAUGUAAUUAAUGCCUGGCUAUAAUAACAGUGGUGUGGACUACCGGAACAGAACCGCUGCGUGCUAACCAAGUUUGCCGAUACAAUUGCCCAUACAAUUAAUCUUUCAAUUUAAUUUAUCGGGGACGUGUUAUUCAAGUUUGCAGAUAAACUAGAGACGGCGUGACAUUUGAAAUCGUAUAGGACUAGAUACUUGAUCUGCGCAGCGCUGGAGUAGAAAUUUUGUCUAGAACUUUGUAGACAUUGAAUACUUGAAUGAUCAGUGGAUGAAUAGUUUGAUUUAUAAAAAUUUAAGAUUUUUAUUCUUUAAAA
Populus nigra (black poplar) is the source of this 755-nucleotide messenger RNA. RefSeq lists its product as uncharacterized. Lineage: Eukaryota; Viridiplantae; Streptophyta; Magnoliopsida; Malpighiales; Salicaceae. The transcript has 5 exons. Bases 99 to 317 code for a protein of 72 amino acids. The record is from RefSeq and is a predicted model, not a curated record.